This is a messenger RNA of Aspergillus wentii DTO 134E9, 768 nucleotides long. Its product is annotated as SDR family NAD(P)-dependent oxidoreductase. The record is from RefSeq and is a predicted model, not a curated record. Gene Ontology annotation, molecular function: oxidoreductase activity. NCBI's taxonomy places the organism in Eukaryota, Fungi, Ascomycota, Eurotiomycetes, Eurotiales, Aspergillaceae. Bases 1 to 768 code for a protein of 255 amino acids. The transcript has 2 exons.
AUGUCGCUGACCGGAAAAGUUGCCAUUGUCACUGGAGGAGCCAGGGGUAUCGGAGCAGGAAUUGUUCGCAGCCUGAGCAAGGAGGGCGCAAAGAUCGCCUUCAACUAUGUAUCUCCCUCCUCUCGAGACGCAGCGGAUAACCUAGUCCAGGAGCUGCAGAAUGACGGCAAAGAAGCUGUUGCCAUCAAGGCCGACAUGACCGACAUGGCAGCCCCGAAUGCAAUCAUCCAAGCGACUUUGGCUGCCUUCAAGACCGAUCAAAUCGAUAUCCUAGUAAACAAUGCUGGAGCUGGAGAUAACAGACCCUUGGAGGAGGUUACUCUAGAAGGAUACAAUCAGUUGAUGGACGUCAACGUCCGGGCUGUCGUCUUCAUGACGCAGGCAAUCCUGCCAUAUAUCCCUCGCGGAGGACGCAUUGUGAAUCUAUCAUCCAUCUCUGCCCGGGGAGGAUACGCCACACAGUCUGUCUACGCAGCCACCAAAGCCGCCGUCGAGGGUCUUACGAGAGUCUGGGGAACUGAGCUGGGACACAAGUACGGCAUCACGGUCAACGCAGUCAAUCCAGGCCCAGUGGACACGGAUAUGUAUCAAGCAGCCGGACCGGUGCAUCUGGCUCGUAUGGAGGAGCAGAACAAGAAGGUUCCUGCCGGACAGCGAUGUGGAACAGUGCAGGAUAUCGGGGAUAUCAUCACUUUUCUGGCAGAGGAGAGAUCGCGAUGGGUGACGGGAGAUGUGAUUUGUGCAAAUGGAGGGAUGCUAUAUACUUGA